GGACUAUUUUAUCUGCGACGCCGCGUGUAACGCGAGCUGCUACAGGUGAGCUUGGCUUUCAUGUACUGCGGCGUUCAAGCAGGAGAAGGUCAUCAGCUUUUACUGCGGUAUUACAAGCGUCUCACUCAGUUAAGCCCGACAGAAAACCUAAAUAUGGUUCUGCUGCGACCAUACUGACGCGUGAAUAACACUGAAGGUGGCCACUGUCACCCCCACACGCGGCUCGUCCCUUUCAGGGGAUUUUGGGGGCAACUUUUCAAAGGGCUGUAGUUUUUGUGAAGCACCUUUAGUUGGAUAUGUCUCCUUCGCGGGCUGUAUUACUGGUGGGAGAAGGGAACUUCUCCUUUUCUGCCUCUGCCUGUCGGUUGUACUCCGGAUCAGAGACCAUCGUAACGGCCACCUGUCUGCAGAAUCAGGAGGAGGCACUGCGGCACGAAGGUGCAGCCAGUAACAUCCAGACUAUAAGGGAUUCAGGUGGGACCGUACUGUUUGAGGUGGACUGCACGAAGCUGGGGGAAUGUGCCUCUCUGCAGGGUCGUCUUUUUGACAGUGUGGUGUUUAACUUCCCCCACUGUGGGCGAAAGAGUGGGGUUAAAAAGAACAGAGAACUCCUCAAAAACUUCUUCCUCAGUUCCAUUCAAGUGUUGGCUGAAGGAGGGGAGGUUCACAUCUCCUUGUGCAACGGGCAAGGAGGGACACCAGCAGACCAGCCAAAGCGAGAGUGGCACAACAGCUGGCAGGUGGUUGCCAUGGCAGCGGAGGCAGAUUUAAUUCUGAGUGCCAUCCACCCUUUUGAAAGUGAUAAGCACCAGAGCUACAAGUGCACUGGAUACAGGAGCCAGGAUAAGGGCUUCCAUGUGGAGAAAGCUUUGGUCCAUGUGUUUACUCGCAGCCUCCCCUACACCCCUGCACAUUUACUGAAGGUGGAGGAGGUUGUUGAAGGGGAGAAAGUCCAGUACGAAAUACCAGCUGAGCUCAGUGAUUACAUAUUCAGGAGAUUUCUCUGCUCAGAUUCUGUCCACCCUGUCAAGCUGGCACAAGAUUUUCUUCUCGAAGGGCUGGCUGAGAAAUUGCCGGUCUCCAUGCUGACAGACACCAUUCCCUUCCUCCUCACUGCCAAACAGCUGCAGGCAUGCUGCUAUGGUAUCGAUAGUGCACAAUGCUACUGGAUCCACCUGCUUCAGAAAGACUCCACCUCUGACACUGAUAUUUGUGCAGACAAAGAAAAUGAUCAGAGACUCACAGAAUCUCUGCUGCCCACAUGUGUUACCGCAAAUAAAGUAGAAAGAGUGAGAAUCAAAGGAGCUGAGAGCUUAAGGUCAGCAUGCUCUCUUGAUGUUGAUCCUGAAGGGGACAGUGGUAUGCAUAUGCUACGUCCAUCACUGCUCCCUCAGAUGGAAGAAGUUCUAACUAAAAAAGAGGAGAUGAUUAAUGCAGAUGGUCAUGGGGAGUGUGAGGGGAGUGAUGAAAGUGAAGGAAAUAAGAAGGAUGAGGCCUGUGGGAGCUGUAAUGGUGUCUCCAGCCUGUUAUAUGGCAUUAGUGGUGUGGUUUUCAGAAAUAUACCCAUCAGAACCUGGGCUAUGCCUGCCUUUCACGAGCUUCUCAUCCGAGGUGUUUUUCCUUCAGAAAGUGAGCCAGUUAAAUUGCUUGAAGAAAAGCUGGAAAUGCUCCUUGCUCCUUAUGGCGUUUCCUUAGUAACAGAACAGGGAGGUCUGCGUCUGACGGCGCAGCCAAUGGGUUUGGUUGGUAAGGUGUUGGCAAGCAAUGUAAGCGACAAUAAUCAUGUCCGCGUCACCGUGUCCCUGAAUUUGGACCUACUCGCCGUGCUCCUGUUCUCGCUCCCCGACUGGAGGCUGCUAUGGUCACAUGACCGACGUCUCUUAAAGGAGUUUGCAUCCCACCCACCGCCAGGAACUCCGUUUCGCCCUUUUUCCCUGUACCCCGAACCCUUCAGCUUCGAUAUCAGCUUCUGGACUGGGCCGACAUGGGAGGAGAAGAAGUUCCACGCCGUGGUCCGAGAGGCAAGCUGUGGGACGGUGGAGCAAGUUAAACUCAUUGACACAUUCUCACAUCCUGACCUGAGUCAGACCAGUUACUGCUACAGACUCAUCUAUCACUCACACACACAUGCUCUGUCACACACGCGAGCCCUCCAGUUUCACAAACACUUGGAGAAUCUGCUUUCCUCUCUGUUGCAAGUGACCAUCAGGUAACCAUCACCUGAAACUCAGGGAGGAACAGUGUUUUAAACUCUUACCUUUAAGAGGCAUUAUCUGUUUAUAUAUCUGCAUAGAAAAUUAUAAAUGUGUAAGCUGCAGCUGAACAGUGUUUACAGUAGUUGAGGUGUUGUUUGCUGUACUGUGUCUGAAUUGUGAUUUGAAUUCUGUGUUUGUUUGUGUUUCAAUGAAACAAUAAACCUGUUAUUUAACAUAAAUUUGUGGGCUCGGGAAUUCCUGUAAAAUAGUAAAAGGCACAUGUAGUGCACUAUGGAGCAACAACACAACACUGACAGAAAGUAAGCAUAUAUAUAAAUAACAGCACCACUGUUUGUACAUAUUGAUACUAAUUGUUUAGCAUGACAGGAAAUGUGUAGGCUUGCUAACCCACAUUCUCUUAAAGAGAUUUUAAUUCAUUAGAUAAUUAAAGCUGUAUCAGAUCUAUUCUCCUGCAUAUGUGUUGAGAGCAAGGUUAGAUUUAACCUUGUGUAGAAGUGAAAAAUAAAGUCUAAAGGCUAGUCUAACUGAAACAAUACAGAGUAGUCACAAAAGCAAGAAAAAGAAAAAUAUACAGGAAAUGGAAAUGUAAUUUUUCUGUCUUUGUUGGUUUUGUCAAACAUUCCUGGUCAACAUU
Molecule: messenger RNA, 2850 nt
Organism: Archocentrus centrarchus (flier cichlid)
Lineage: Eukaryota; Metazoa; Chordata; Actinopteri; Cichliformes; Cichlidae
Gene: fdxacb1
Product: ferredoxin-fold anticodon binding domain containing 1
Exons: 5
Coding region: 297-2213 (638 amino acids)
Biological process (GO): rRNA base methylation
Cellular component (GO): cytoplasm
Molecular function (GO): rRNA (uridine-N3-)-methyltransferase activity
Source: RefSeq, a predicted model, not a curated record